AUGAAUGGAAGUCUAAACCCCUCACGACGGAGCUUGGGCGUCGGAGGGUAUUUGAAAUGGGUUUGGUCCUCUACUCAUCUCUCUGAUGAAGCAUUCAUCACCGGCGAGACUGUUCGCCAACAUUGCAACUUGGAGCAAUAUGGCAAUGUCGAUGUACUAAACGAUGACGUAGAACUGGCGACGACCUUUCAUGUCGUCAAAUUGCCCGAUGCUGCGGUUGAUGAAGAGAAGCCUGUGAUUAUGACAUGUGUUGUCAAUUACAAGGAUGUUUUCGACAUCGCUGCCGCUGGCCGGCCGAAAGAAAGCUGA
Molecule: messenger RNA, 309 nt
Organism: Pseudocercospora fijiensis CIRAD86
Lineage: Eukaryota; Fungi; Ascomycota; Dothideomycetes; Mycosphaerellales; Mycosphaerellaceae
Exons: 6
Coding region: 1-309 (102 amino acids)
Source: RefSeq, a predicted model, not a curated record